CAUCUGUAUUUUCUUUACUCAGUUUGAAACUAAAACCACUCAGGCUGAAUUCAAUACAAGUACAAUUGAUAUGUUUACAACAAGUCAUCACCAUAGUAACAAAAACAAUCACCAUAGCAACCAAAAUGGUUACCAGAACAAACAAAAUAGUCACCAUAGUAACAAUAGUCAAUCUCACCAAAGAAGGUUCUCUCCAAAACGGGCAUCAAAAUAUAAGCCUACUGCACCGUCCUAUCAGCCCGACUCUGACAAUAGGGGGUCAGAAUCAGAAACCCCCCUAGAAAGAGGGGGGCAAGAUGCUGUUACGCCCCCUAUGAAUGCCCAGCCACCUCUGGCGGAUACUAAACCACCCCCUAUGGAUACUAAAACACCCCCAGUAGGGCUGUUCAUGGCGUCAAGUCUUCC
Messenger RNA from Owenia fusiformis, 405 nucleotides. The record is from the annotation of a GenBank genome assembly. Lineage: Eukaryota; Metazoa; Annelida; Polychaeta; Sabellida; Oweniidae.